UCUUGAACUCAUCUACAGAAGCAAGUAAAAGUUCUCCUGAUUUCUGUCUUAUUUUGAGUUGUUUGUCAAGACCUUCUGUCACUCCCGCCCUGAGACCCUUCAAAUGUACACCGUCUUUUCCAAACAUGCCAUUUCCGAGAGCUAUAACAGGCAAUUCAUUCUUGUCGUAUUUGAAAGGUUGGGGCUUCCAAAGCUUCUUGGCGUUCUUUGUCUGCUGGGGAACUUCUUUGUCUUUUUUUUUCACUUCUUUUUCUCUCCUCUUCUCUCUUUUCUUCCUCUUCUUCCUCUUCUUCCUCUUCUUCUUUGUGUUCUUUCUUUUGGCCUUAUUGUAUUUUUUUUUCCACCAUUAAUGAGGACAUUGGCCAUUUCUUGUCUGGCCCUUU
Messenger RNA from Cokeromyces recurvatus, 383 nucleotides. RefSeq lists its product as uncharacterized. Lineage: Eukaryota; Fungi; Mucoromycota; Mucoromycetes; Mucorales; Mucoraceae. The record is from RefSeq and is a predicted model, not a curated record. The annotation marks the transcript as partial. The transcript has 2 exons.